AAUAAAGAAGCGAAGACAACUAAUAACUGCUGCACAAGCAUUGUUGUCAUCGUAGUUGUGUUUCAUAAAUUUCGGCUAAGCUUCGAAACCCAGAAACCCAUAGCCAAGAUGAUGCACAUGACCUUUUAUUGGAGCAAGAACGUCACUCUUCUAAUCGGUUCAUGGAAGACCAACGAUUGGACCGAGUAUAUCCUCUCCUUGUUCGCGUGCCUCGUCGUUUCCGUUUUCUACCAGGUUCUCGAGAAUCGCCGCAUCCGCCUCAAGCUCAUCGGCGCCGGAAAGCCCUUCCCGCCGGAGAUCGAGACCCCUCUGCUGCGCCGGAAGCUCGCCGGAAACCGCGCCAAGGUGGCCGGAGCGUUUCUCUUUGGCCUCAGCUCCGCGAUCGGGUAUUUGUUGAUGUUGGCCGUUAUGUCCUUUAACGGAGGGGUCUUCGUCGCCAUCGUCGUGGGUCUCGCUAUUGGUUACUUCUUCUUCAGGAACGAGGGCGAAGAUUCCCUUAUCGUGGACACUUCUUGUGCUUGUGCUUAAAUUAUAUCUUUGUAAAUUGUAAUUACUUUUAGAUCUUCCAAUUUCCUAUGCUAAUACUUGUACUACUUGGUUUUUCAUUAUUCUGUUUAUUUUGUAUAUUGUAAUAUUUUAUUUUCCUGUUUUAAUUUAGCCUUCUUGUUUCUCCAAUUUGGGAUGUGUAAUUUCAUAUUGUAAUCGUAACCAAGAUGGCAAGAUACAAUCGCCAAUGGGAACUCUCGAUUCUAAAGAUGAAUUUAUUUUGUGGCA
Messenger RNA from Cajanus cajan (pigeon pea), 774 nucleotides. Its product is annotated as copper transporter 5.1. The record is from RefSeq and is a predicted model, not a curated record. Lineage: Eukaryota; Viridiplantae; Streptophyta; Magnoliopsida; Fabales; Fabaceae. Gene Ontology annotation, biological process: copper ion transmembrane transport. Gene Ontology annotation, molecular function: copper ion transmembrane transporter activity. Gene Ontology annotation, cellular component: plasma membrane.